AUGUCCACAGACCACUCGUACUCUCACCCUCCUCCCCCAGUCCACCUGUGCUUCCUCCUCCUCAUACUCUUCACCUUCAUCACCUUCUCCUGGUACAUCAACCACGAGUCCGUGUUCGAAGGCCUCUUCGAUCAGAUCAAGCUCAUCCUGAUCGUCUCCCCCUUGAUUCUACUCCUUGCCGUUCACUUGGUUUCGAGCUUCGGGAGUAGCCGCGGAUCGACGUUCUUCUCGCCGUUGCCGGAGAGAGACUCGCUUCACCGGGCCGGCGGAACUCCCUGGGGCGUUGGGUUCCUGCUUGUUCUGCUCUUCUUGAUGAUCUCUUACCACUCUUCCUUUCAAGAGCGCUGGUUCCCUCUUCUCGCUAGAUCAUGA
This is a messenger RNA of Rhododendron vialii, 372 nucleotides long. RefSeq lists its product as uncharacterized. The record is from RefSeq and is a predicted model, not a curated record. Lineage: Eukaryota; Viridiplantae; Streptophyta; Magnoliopsida; Ericales; Ericaceae. Bases 1 to 372 code for a protein of 123 amino acids. The transcript has a single exon.